GUUUCCCCGCGCUUUACCCCGCGUUCAGAAGUGGUCUCCUUGUUGCCGCGAAAUAGUUUAGGAAGGGGGAGUUCAGAACUUUCACCUAACUUACUUGAUCCAAAAUCCAUCAUCAUCGCUACCGAAACAUUACUCAGAACCCACAAUGCAGGAAGUGAUAUCCCCCAGCAUAAAUCCCCGGCGGAAGCGAGCCAGCAAAGCUUGUGUAGCCUGUCGCUCUCGCAAGGUCCGGUGCGAUGUCACCCAUAGACCACAUCAGUGCACCAAUUGUGCCCUUGAUAACAUUCAGUGUGUUGUCAAAGACAGACGCACCAAGUAUCGCAAACGGCCUCCAGUCGUUGUUGAAAAACAGCAGCGGACACAGUUCAGAAACAGCUUGCAGGUCCUUCUACCAAAAGACCCAAGCCUUCCUGCAUCAGAUGAUGCAGAUUCGCCGAAGGAUUCAUGUCUAGAGCCGGGGCUCUCAGUAGAAUGUGGUCCCGAAAGCCCAUCUAUGUGCUUUGAGGCAAUCUGGGAUCAAGCUGAGAUAGAUUACCCUGUUGAAAGACUCAUUCAGGGUCCAGCAGAAGAAACCGAUAAAGGACCUGGCAAGUUUGAAAUGACUAUAAACCAUCGCAAAAAUUCUGAUCUCACAAUUAUCUCAGAAAGUCCAAGGUUCCAUCAAACCGAGCCCAAGCCAACCUCAACCUCAGAUGCGAAGCUAUGCAGUCAAUCCCACAUCAUAUACUCCUAUUAUUCUUUUCUCGAUCUUGAUCUCUCCGGAUUAUUACCCGAUGAUAUAAACUAUCUUGAGGCCCAGGGCUGCUUUCGAGUCCCAACUCCAGAGGCUUUAGAUGAGUUCGUUAAAGAGUACUUCUUACAUGUUCACCCAGCGCUUCCGCUCUUGGAUGAAGCCUGGUUCUGGGACAUUUAUGGACGACCUAUACGCUCCAGAUCAAAUUUAUCUCUCUUUGUUUUUCAAGCCAUGCUAUUCACUGCAUGUAGUUUCCUUCCUUUUUCAACUCUCCGAAGUCUUGGAUUUGCCUCAGUACACAAUGCAAGAGACACGUACUACCGUCGCAGUAAGCUCUUGUUCGAUCUUUGUAGUGAGAGGAACCUUGUGUCUAGCGCGCAGGGAGCACUUCUACUCUCUUAUAAUGGAACAAUGAAGGACCGAAAACGCACCAAUUCUAUUUGGCUCUCGACUGCCAUCCACCUAGCGCAGGCCGCAGGUGCAGAUCAAUUUCAUACGAGCUUGAACCAGAGUUUGACUCCGGUAACUGAGUUAAAACGCCUGUGGUGGUGCUGUAUAUUACGGGAUCGAAUUUUGCCUCUUGGUAUGCGAAGACAAUUACAUAUUACGUCGCUCGAUCUAGCUCAAGGGAGCUAUUUGCCUACCGAGAAAGACUUCGCACGAGAGAUUGACGGGUCUCGGGUCUAUGGAUCACAGACAAAACGAACCCUAGUCCGGUUAUUUAUCACGCUAUGUGAGCUGGCUGUUCCGCUCACUGAUGUCAUUAAGAUCGUCUAUCCUACAGGCCGCUUAACUGGUGUCGAGUCCCCAGUGGUCUGUGACUCUCAACAAGCAAGCAAAUCCCUGCAGUCUUGUGAAGCUGGCUUGGAGGCUUGGUUUGAAAGAGCAACUAUUCAGUUUCCAACCCCUGCUGGUAUCAUAACUCGCGAAGAAUCUCUUGUUUUGUACACAAACUUACUAUAUAUAUACUAUUACGCUGCUUGCUUUGCACUGUAUCAACACAAGGCCUUCAUUAUCAGUCAGGGGCUGGCAGAAGCAACUUCAGAACUGCAACAAACAAAAAGCAGAAUUGAGGAUGCUGCCCUCGGAAUUACAGAAAAUCUCAAAGAACUUAUCCAACUGAGGUUGGAAAGGUUCUUGCCAAUUAGCAUUGCUGCAUAUAUCGCUGUUCCACUGGUGCUACAUAUCCUUGAUGUUAGACUUGCAAAAAGGCCACUACAGAUAGCCCAGAAGCAAGGAAAGCUUAAUGUAUAUGUUGAAACAAUGAAGGCUAUGCAGAAGCUCUACGAUGGAGUUGAUGAUGUAUGGACCUUUAUCAGAACGGCUAUCGAUUAUGCAACUGUACAGGAUGCCGAACAUGAGACCGUCUCCCAGAACGGUCAUAGCAGAAAUGCCGUUCAGUAUCUCGGAUUAAAGUCGCAACUUAUCAACGAUAGCGAGUAUGCCAAUGACUGGGGUAACGUCCUUGUAAAAGAACCCGUUCUAUACUUCCGGCUUUCUCGAACUAUUGACCACUCGUUAGCUCUCGGGCGAUACUCAGAGGACUCAACGCUUGGCCUCGCUGCAACUCGUUCAGCGCGUUUGCCAUCUCCUAGACUAUUUUUCAUGGACAUGGGUUCCCCGGAUCAAAACGUCGAUGCUAGCACUUACGAGCAUGAUAAGGCUUGUGCAGAUGGGGAUAAAGCGUCCGAGGAGGCCAGCCAGGAUCAGUUUUCACUGACAACUCAAAUGCUAGAGGAUAUAAAUGAGUUUGUCACCUAUGACUUUGGAAUCGAUGAUCUGCAGGUUCCAAUAGAGUUUGACAGGUCUGAGCUGGAGGUUGGAGAAGUUGAGAGCUCUAUUGUAUAGUAAAUUAUGAAUGAGGCUUUGCAUUUUCUUCUACUUCAACAGUGCAGUUAAUUUUCAAAAU
Messenger RNA from Fusarium redolens, 2642 nucleotides. RefSeq lists its product as uncharacterized. The transcript has 6 exons. The coding region runs from base 146 to 2581 and encodes 811 amino acids. Gene Ontology annotation, biological process: regulation of DNA-templated transcription; DNA-templated transcription. The record is from RefSeq and is a predicted model, not a curated record. Gene Ontology annotation, molecular function: DNA-binding transcription factor activity, RNA polymerase II-specific; zinc ion binding; DNA binding. NCBI's taxonomy places the organism in Eukaryota, Fungi, Ascomycota, Sordariomycetes, Hypocreales, Nectriaceae.